Molecule: messenger RNA, 1990 nt
Organism: Tripterygium wilfordii
Lineage: Eukaryota; Viridiplantae; Streptophyta; Magnoliopsida; Celastrales; Celastraceae
Product: cytochrome P450 CYP749A22-like
Exons: 5
Coding region: 243-1802 (519 amino acids)
Molecular function (GO): monooxygenase activity; oxidoreductase activity, acting on paired donors, with incorporation or reduction of molecular oxygen; iron ion binding
Source: RefSeq, a predicted model, not a curated record
UGGCGCAAGAGAAGAGAUGCCAGAGUUGACUUUAAUUGUAAUGACUUUAGUGGGGUCCUGAGAGCCAUUCAUUGGAACCUUAUCUGCCAUUAGUACAACAAAGAAAGCAAUACAGUGAAAUUGAGCAGCAACCUUGUUUUUCUUUUGGGCAUCAAUCCAAGCCUUCAUACAAAAAAAAAUUCCUCUCACUUCCAAAUCAGAAAGCAGACAAUACAGUAAAAUUGAGCAGGAACUAAGAACAAAUGAGCCCAUUCCAGAGAAGUCUAGCAAUCCUUCUUUCAAGCUCUUUUUUCUUGUACCUUGUAUUCAUUUUGAUCAAGUUCCUGUACAAAGUAUGGUGGACUCCAUUCCGGAUACAGUCUCUCAUGGCUUCCCAGGGUAUCAAAGGUCCUCCUUACAGAUUCCUGCAUGGAAACACUAAAGCAAUUCACAGGAUGAAACAAGAAUCAUUAGCCAGACCCAUGAAGCUUCUAUCACAUGACAUAUUCUCCUAUACCCAGCCUCACCUACACUCAUGGUUCAAGAAAUAUGGGGUGAAUUUUCUUGUUUGGUUUGGUCCUCAAGCGUCCCUGGUAGUUUCAGAACCGGAGAUGAUCAAAGAGAUACUGAAAAAUAAAGAUGGAGAUUAUCCAAAAAUAGAUGUCAAUCCUUAUCUGAAAAAGUUACUAGGAAAUGGCGUCGCGUCAUCCAAUGGUGAAAAAUGGGUUAAAAUGAGGAAACUCGUGAGCCAUCCUUUUCAUGCAGAAAGCAUAAAAAAUAUGAUACCGGCUAUGAUUGCUAGUACUGAAAUGAUGCUGGAGAGGUGGAAAACUCAUGAAGGCAAAGAAAUAGACGUGUUUGAAGAAUUUCAGCUAUUCACGUCUGAAGUGAUUUCAAGGACUGCUUUUGGAAGUAGUUACAUAGAAGGGAAAAACAUUUUUGAGAUGUUAAGCAAGUUGGGUGCCAUAAUAUCAAGAAAUGCUCAUAAAGUCAGAUUUCCAGGCAUCAGUAAGAUAUAUAAAAGUAGAGAUGAAAUUGAAGCACAGAAGCUGCAAGAAGGAAUAAGAGAAUCCAUACUAGAGAUAGUUCAAAAGAAAGAAGAGAAUGUGAGGUCAGAAAAACUCGAUGACUUUGGAAAUGAUUUUCUUGGGGUUUUGAUGGAGGCAUUUCAUGAAAAGAACGAAUCGAAGAAAAUUUCAGUUGCAGAUUUGAUUGAUGAGUGCCAGACAUUUUAUAUGGCUGGACAAGAAACAACAAACGCCUUGCUUGCUUGGACUAUCAUGCUCCUAGCAAGCCACCCAGACUGGCAAGAGGAAGCAAGAAAGGAGGUGCUCAUGAUUUUUGGCCAGCAGAAUCCAAAUUCAGAUGGCAUUGCAAAACUAAAGAUAAUCGGUAUGGUGAUAAAUGAAACACUACGGCUAUAUCCUCCUGCUUUGGGGUUCCAUAGAAAAGCCAAUAGAGAAGUUCAACUAGGAAAACUCACUCUGCCUGCUGGUAUCCUGUUUCAUAUCCCAAUUCUAGCACUUCAUAAUGACUCUAAUAGAUGGGGAGAAGAUGCCCAUUUAUUUAAACCAGAGAGAUUCUCAGAAGGGGUUGCUAAAGCAACAAACAAUGACAUGGCUGCAUAUUUUCCAUUCGGCAUUGGGCCUCGAAUUUGUGUGGGCAUUAAUUUUGCCAUCCAUGAAGCAAAAAUUGCUCUCUCAAUGAUAUUACAGCGCUACAGCUUCACUCUCUCCCCGGCUUAUGUGCAUGCCCCACAACAAGUUCUUACACUUCGUCCAAAGCAUGGAGUUCAGGUAAUUCUUCACUCAUUGAAGAGCUAAGAUUAGAGUUUUUGUUACAAUGUGCACUCAAGUUCAGAAGAUCUUUGUGGAAAUCAUGUAACAAAGAAGCUUUGGAUAACGCAACUAAGAUUACUAGUAUUAUAUGUCCAAAUGGUAAGCUUGUAUUAUGUCUUUCUUGGUUAAAAAAAAAAAAAAGAAUAAAAGGUGACACCAACUAUUCAGACCAA